CCGGGUGGCAGGACUGUGGGUAGCGCUGCAGGGAGGCGCGCGCUCCUUAAGCAUUCCUCCUCGGUGUUUACCGAGGAGCUGCAAUGUGUUCCUGUCAGAUGAUGCUCAUUUCGUGCUAACAAUAACUCGAGAGGAUGUUCAACAGUAACUGCUAAAAUUAGACGCCUGGAAGUCAGGGCUGGGUAAUUGUCAUGAAGGAGCUGGUUCAGGGACUCUGCGUCGGGGGAGCUGGGAGAGGUCUCGAAACGAAGCCCCUCUGUGCUGGGACAAAGGUGUAAGGCAGGGGUGAUCUUAAAAAGUGAAGUAAAGGCAUUGCAGGUCUCAGCGUACCUUCAUUUCAAGGCAAAGCAAUAAAAUGGCUGAUCCUGGAAUCGACUAAUAAGUCCUUAAAGGUGUCGCAUUGCUCAAGGCGGGCUUAUUGGGAACGGAGCUCGCCCAAGGAGGCUGACACCGGUUCUUUGAACAGACUGCAGGUUGGUUGAGGAAAGGAGUGCUGCCCGUUUAAAGCGUUUCCCUUCUGCAAGUGUAAAUAACAAUAAAUAAUAGAUGAUUCACGAGGCAGUUUUGGCUGAGCGCAAGCCGCAGCGCGCGUUUUCACGUGCGUGGGCAGCGUCUGCAAAGGCUGGAGGUACCGUGGUCCCGGCGGUCACAAGAUUGCUCAGUGAAAAGGUUUAAGCCCAAAAUCCUAAUGCCCAGGGAGGAGCCCUGAUCCCCAGGCCAGCGGCAGGGCUGACCUGUGCUCGGGGGGUCUGCUGCUGGCCUCCUGUUGCCUGCACUGCCUCGGGGUUGAGAGCCCGAGCAUCCCUCUGAUGGGAGACCUUAGCAGCUGCUGUGGGAGGGAGGGUUACUUGAACGCUUCCUUUCUGUCCUUAUAAAAAGAGCUAUCUGUUUAUUCCCCCAAAAGAAGGAUAAUUAACUGCUCUCUGGAAGCACCUUACAAGGCGCAAAGACCUGACUUUCCUAGGGUUGUAACACACCCUGGCGUUCGGGACUCGAGGCGAGAAAAACCAGCCCCAUGCAUGGACUGAGGGACUUGCUGCGAUGAGUUAUUGCCGAAGAAUUCCUAAAUGUCAUCCUGCUCCGGGAGCUCCAGAGACUCAGGCUGGCCAGCCCUCGACCUUCACUGCGGGUGAACCACCCGCGGUCCUGGCUCCGGCUCCAGGCCUUCGCCCUGGGCUCGCAGCGACCCUCCAGCCACCAACCCUGGAGCGCUGCCGGUCCUUUUUCUGCUGCUUGGUGGAGGCAGCCCCACAAACGGAGCCCUCCUUUGCAGCCUGGCCUUGGCGUGCUGCACCCAGCGAGCCCUCGCCUGGUUCCUUGCAGCAGAGGGAAGAAGCCCCUCGGUGCUCGGCUCCCUCGCUGCAGCCUGCGGGCGGGCGAGGAGCCCUGCGGGGCCGGCACCCGGAGCAGCUGUCCCACUUUGCGGAAACUUUCUUGCCUUUUUAAGGACAUGCCGAGUGCCGUGCUCUAACUUUAGCACAAAGACUCUUUCAGGACCACCCUGAGACUUUGGAUCGCUUUGAAAAGUUCAAAGGCCUGAAGACCCCUGAUCAGAUGAAGGGCUCUGAAGAUCUGAAGAAACACGGAGUUACCGUCCUCACCCAGCUGGGCAAAAUCCUGAAGCAGAAGGGUAAUCAUGAAGCAGAGUUGAAGCCCCUGGCUCAAACCCAUGCUACAAAGCACAAAAUCCCUGUCAAAUAUCUGGAGUUCAUUUCUGAAGUUAUUAUCAAGGUCAUUGCUGAAAAGCACUCUGCAGACUUUGGGGCUGAUUCCCAGGCUGCGAUGAAGAAGGCCCUGGAGCUGUUCCGAAAUGACAUGGCCAGCAAGUACAAGGAGUUCGGUUUCCAGGGUUAGCGUAUACGCACAGAGGGACACCACGACGGAGGCCUGGCCGUGCAUCUUAGAGAAGCUUCCCCAGCACUGUUUUGGACAUCUCAUGAUUGGCCAUCCAAGACGUGUGGGAAUGCUUUGACAAGAGGCCGAGAGUCACCACAGGCAGAGCAGAGGCACUCAGAGUGAUGUCCAUGAUAAACCGUUGUCCUUUCCUGGCUUCACGUAUACAAGAGAAAUAAUCUGUUUUCUUAGGAAAAAUAAUAUAAGGGGUUAUCUGUCAGCUUCUGCCUAUCCCUAUGCCCUUUUUCUUCCCCCCUCCCCAAAACCCAGUCUCAUCUGAGAGGAGAAUGUCACGGCAGGACAUGAAGGGAUGUGGAGGAACAAGGGGUGUACUGAGGAGUGCAGUGAACAGGAGGGUGAAGGAAUGACUCAAGUGGUGCAAAAGGGAUGUCAGGGUGGGAAGUGGGGACACCAUGUUCCUUUCCUCCCCCAGGUGAGACUGUUAGCAGGUUGCGGUGGAGAGCUUUCAGCGCCGUCACUGGUGUUACCUUGUUUCGUGGGGGUGGGAGCAUGUCAGUCUCCGGGGUCUGCCAGCUUGGCAACUCGCUGAACUCACAUUAGCAAAACUAUAAAGAGUAGUACACCCUGUGAUCCGUAGGUUUCUGGCAGCUGCUGCUAUGCAUGUGAAGUU
Messenger RNA from Cygnus atratus (black swan), 2524 nucleotides. RefSeq names its product myoglobin (gene MB). The coding region runs from base 1555 to 1854 and encodes 99 amino acids. The record is from RefSeq and is a predicted model, not a curated record. Lineage: Eukaryota; Metazoa; Chordata; Aves; Anseriformes; Anatidae. Gene Ontology annotation, molecular function: oxygen binding; heme binding. The transcript is spliced from 3 exons. Gene Ontology annotation, cellular component: extracellular exosome. Gene Ontology annotation, biological process: oxygen transport.